AUGGGAGGCUGGAAAUUAGAAGUUUUUCGCAUGGCGUGCUAUGUGAGUUUUCCUAUUAUGGCCAUGUUUCUAUUCAGUCGCCCUGAAAUAUUCAAAGACCAAGUAAUUGAAGCUCGCAAACGAUUCUACCCACCACCCAAUCCAGAACGCGAUGCAUUGAUUCAACAAUUGAAAGACCGAGAACGAGUUCGUCGAGAAACUGAAGUUCUUGAACAAAUGAGUAAUUUUCAAAAAGCAAACAAAAAGAUGCCAUCCAACUGA
Molecule: messenger RNA, 261 nt
Organism: Rotaria socialis
Lineage: Eukaryota; Metazoa; Rotifera; Eurotatoria; Philodinida; Philodinidae
Source: the annotation of a GenBank genome assembly